AUGUGGUCCGCUCGCCGACGCGCCAGCCUCUCCUGCUCUGCUUCUUCGUCCUCCAACAAAUCUGGAAAGGACGAGGAGAACCAGGCCGUGAAGGAAGUCGAGAGGCUGCUCGAAGAGAAGAGGCGAGCCGAGCUGGCAGCCCGCAUCGCCUCUGGUGAUUUCACCGUUCAGCAGUCUGGGUACGUGUCUUUUCUCGUUGAUUUUGUUCCUUGGUUGGGGCCAAUUUAUUUUUCUUCCUGUUUAACGAUGAAUCUGGUGGUAUCUUUUCUGUGGAAUUUUUAGCUUCGUUUCUCUGUUGAGGAACGGCCUAUUAAAACUUGGAGUUCCGGGGAAACUCCUCGAUGAUCUAUUUUCGGGUACGAACGACAAGGUGUUGAAAAUUCCUCAGGCGAGUGGAUCACUGGCUGCUGUCGGAGCGCAGGCCUUCUUCAUCCCUCUCUACGACCUUUUCCUGACAUACGGCGGGAUCUUCCGCCUCGUCUUCGGUCCGAAAGUAAUGGCUGAUUGUUAUACCUCUGUAUUUGUCGAUCUUUACCAUAAAACAUAGCGUUAGUUUCUUCUUACUGGUCCCAUCAAUUGUUGCUAACAGUCGUUCCUGAUAGUCUCGGAUCCCGCCAUAGCAAAGCAUAUACUGAGGGACAAUUCCAAGUCCUAUUCCAAGGUACUAGUUCUCUUGUUUUUCCAACUACUUGAUCAAGUUCGCGGUUGUUUCCCUUAUUCUAAUUCUUUUUCGUAUCGAAUAGUGUCAUGUGGGUUAAUCCUUUCAUGCAGGGAAUACUAGCAGAAAUCCUAGAGUUCGUGAUGGGCACUGGCUUGAUACCAGCCGAUGGUGACAUAUGGCUGGCAAGAAGAAGAACGGUUGUUCCAGCAUUACAUCAGAAGGUAACUGACUCCUUUUGACUUGUAUAUGGGAUCCCUUCCACCUGAUAGAUGCGUGGAAUUUUUCUUCAUCCUGAUAUUUUUCCUCAAAUGGAUAUUAUUUCUCUCUGAUAUUUCAUUUAUGGUUUUAUCCUUCACUCUCCAGUAUGUUGCCGCUAUGAUUCACCUCUUUUGCAAUGCAACCAAUAGACUCUGCCAGAAGCUGGAUUCUGCCGCUUCAAACGGUGAAGAUGUAGAAAUGGAGUCCAUCUUUUCUCGCUUGACAUUGGAUAUCAUUGGGAAGGCAGUCUUCAACUAUGAGUUUGAUUCUUUGACAAAUGACACAGGAAUAGUUGAGGUGCUGAUUUAUCUUCUUGUUUCUUCAUAUCCUCUGUCAGAUUAUUCUCACACUAACUGAACCUUUUUCAUUGGUUGACUUUCUAUACCAUGCAUUUUUUCAUGUGCCUGAUGAUUAGGCAGUUUACACUGUGUUGCGGGAAGCAGAAAUGCGAAGUAUGUCUCCUAUUCCCACCUGGGAGAUUCCUAUAUGGAAAGAUAUUUCACCUAGGCAGAGGAAGGUUUCGAUAGCCCUCAAGUUGAUCAAUGACAAUCUUGAUUCCCUCAUUGCCAUCUGCAAGGUAACCUCGUCCUCAUUCAAUGUACGAUUAAUUAGAGAAAAAAAAGCUUACUCUAUCAUACCCGGAACCUGGUUGAAAUAAUCUAGACACCUUGUUGGUUAAUCUUAGUAGGUUCAAGUGGCAUCACGAUGAGCAGUAGUUAUGAUAAACUACUUUAAAUGGUUGCUUAUUGUGAUAUGUUGCUUCAUAAACAUAUUGGUUUUGGAAAUUCGCAUCAUUAUAUCGAGGCAUAACCUUUAACAUGCUAAAUAUCUGCUAUGGGGAAAACAAAAGUCCUCAGACUAUAUAGAUUGCGUGAACCGCAGGUCCCACAGCUAACUCUAUGUUGUGUUUUGUUGAUGACCUUCUUCCUCUCUUCUUUAACCUUUCAGUCAGAGGUAUACCAGUCAUCUCUCAUCUCUUUCCUUUUUUUGAUAAAUUUUAUCCCCUCUUCACUUCUAUCGCUGAUCAAUAUCAAGAGAUAGUCUUCCAUUUUGUUUAAACCCAGGAAAAUUCUGUGAGGUUUUCUCAAGAAAGAGUUUUAAUUGAAAAAUUGCUGAACUUGCCCUAGUAAUACUACUCUUAUCUGUGCCACAGGCAUUUUUUCCUGGAAAAUUUGACCUCAUCAUUAUAAGAGUAUGACGAGAUCUUUUGGUUCUCACUUGUUAUAUGCUCAUAAGAAUAGGUCAAAUGUCUUUGAAGUCUGAUUAUUACUUGGACUCGUCCUUUCCAUUUUCCAAGUUAAAAAGGGUGCCUUUCACUUAGUAACGCAUUAUUGAAAAUUUUUGACCGCAAAAUUUAAAUUAAUUUAUUGUUGUGCUUCAGCUGUAGCCCUAAUCGACAUCUAGAAAAAGAUUAGCCUCCCUAUUAUUUUGAGAUAACAUUGUUAGAAAUUGGGAUCAAGUUUACUCUCGGAGCUUCAGGUUAAAAAGGGACAAAAUGUGUCACUGUCUGGAUGCUUCUCUUGGGUUCUGGGGGGAGAGGAACCAGGUUGAGGACCAUCUUUGGCGGAUACCCUUUCCCAAACCGAAACCUCUGUGAUGAACAUAAGGAACUAAACUGUAUGGGAAUGUGAUAGAGGUGAAUGACCCAAUGUCAACGAGGAAGAAGGUCAUGCAAGUGAGUGUAGUUUUGGUAAUACUGGUUUAAGGCGCUCGACUUAUUGGAAGGCUAUUAGGUUUGAAUAUUGUUUUAAAAUAUAUUAUCUGUUUAGGCUCAACAUACCUGCAGAGGAACGCAAAAGAAAUUUGCCAAUGGGUUUUUUUACCCCUUCCUCCUUUAGUUUCUUGUUUCAUUUCCCGACUGUUAGUUUCUUUGACAAGGAUAAUAACUUAUUUCUGAAAGUUUGUUUGUUUUCUGUAUUUCUAUAUAGUAGUCGUGCAUGCUUCUGUCUUUGAAUGAAACGUCAGCUUCUGGUUUCUAAAUGGGUAUAGAGACGACAUGUGUGGCUUGCUUAUCUCAACCGUUGACUGUAUUUGUUCUCAGUUUUCGAUUUUUUGUUCAUUUGCUAUGCAGAAAAUGGUAGAUCAGGAGGAGCUUCAGUUUCACGAGGAAUACAUGAAUGAGCAAGAUCCCAGCAUUCUUCACUUUCUAUUGGCAUCAGGCGAUGAUGUAUUCCCCUUCACAUUUUAUAGUUCAACCCACCCUAAAAUCGUAUACAUUUGAACGUAAAUCUCAGUCAGCUGAACUCCCUCUUCUUACUAGGUUUCAAGCAAACAGCUCCGUGAUGAUUUAAUGACAAUGCUUAUAGCUGGUCAUGAGACAUCUGCAGCAGUGCUGACUUGGACCUUUUAUCUUCUUUCCAAGGUACGCUUUUCAUCCAUUUAAGGUUAUCAAGCAUGAGUUAUUUGAUUUUCACUUCCCUUUAUCUCUCUGACAGCAAUUUUACUGAAAUAGUUGAAUAAUUUCGGAUGAUUUCAUUCAGACGGUGAAACGUGGUGUACUUCAGAUCAUGCCAUUUCUGAAAAUGUACCACACCCAGUCCCCUCUCCUGUAUGGAUGAUCAUCUGUUACCACUCAUCUGAUAUUCACCUCUUGAUCAUAUCGAUUGGAUCUCUGCAUCCCACGAAGGAGAAACCAGGGAGUGUUGCCUGUCUCUCUUCUUGUCCCCUGAUCACUGCUGAGUCAACCUUGAUCCUUUUGCCAGCAGCAGAGUGGGAAUCUUGAACGGGCACGGUCAACUCAAUGCUCUCUUUUCCAUUUGUCAUGAACUCGUUCCGUAUCGUGUGUGAGAUUUACUCUUCCCAUGAACAGAUUGCUUCUCUAUAGAAACCAUGUAAUAUAUAACUACUGGGACGUAUGUUACUGGUAGAUUUGCUUAAGAUCCCUUCCUUCUGCCGUGCAAAGAACAGCAGGUCAACUGUUUGACCGCAUGAACGAGCCCCAUAUCCACCGAAUCAAAAUUCUUAUAUUCUUUUUUACGUCAGAAUAUAACGCUGGUGGAACAGCUGACAGAAAUUAUGUGCCCAUUGUCCACAGGAGCCCGCCGUCAUGUCCAAGCUCCAAGAAGAGGUUAGUAUUUACAUAGAUGUGGGAAUAUCUGCAGCAUGGGUCUAAGAUCUUGGGCCAUGGUUUCUUUCUAGGUGGAUAGCGUACUGGGAGACCGAUUUCCGACCAUGGAAGACAUGAAAAAGCUCAAGUAUACCAGCCGCGUCAUCAGUGAAGUGGGCGCGGUCAACUCCUCCUUUUCUUCUCUUUCUUUGAAAAAUCCCGUUGACUAAAAUGGAUCUUCUCUCUCGGCAGUCACUCAGGCUCUACCCACAGCCGCCGGUUCUGAUUCGCAGAUCCAUCAAGGAUGAUGUUCUUGGAGGGUACCCCAUAAAGAGGUGGGGCAGUCGAUCCGGCGAGAACUCCCACUUUCCUGGAAUAUUUUCAUUUCUUCGGAGAUCGAUCUAAGUUGAUGUAAUUAAUCACAGGGGGGAGGACAUUUUUAUCUCGGUCUGGAACCUGCACCGGAGCCCCAAUCACUGGGCCGAGCCGGAGUCCUUCAAUCCCGAGAGGUGGCCGCUGGACGGUCCCAAUCCCAACGAGAUCAACCAGAAUUUCAGGUUUUUUUCUUUCUUCUUUUUUUAAAAUUAAAAAAAAUAAAUCAAAGACCGGGUUCUUCCCUCUUCCAGCUGAAUUCCAGCUGACUUCCAGCUGACUUCCAUCUGCCUUCUCAGCUACCUGCCGUUUGGCGGAGGGCCGAGGAAGUGCAUCGGGGACAUGUUUGCCUCCUUCGAGGUGAAGAUCGAGCCAGUGUGGAGCUAAAACCUUUCCUUAAUUGGGUCUCCCCUAAUCUCCCUCUCUCCCUCUCUCUCUCUCUCUCUCUCUCUCUCUCUCUCUACAACAGGCCAUAGUGGCGGUGGCUAUGCUGGUGCGGCAGUUUGACUUCCAUAUGGCCCCCGGAGCGCCACCGGUAAGCCCAUCCUCCCUCCUUCCCCUCCAUCGCCGGCUGCGUUAACUAGAGUAGUUUUUACCCUGAAAAACGCAGGUGGAGAUGACCACCGGAGCCACCAUCCACACCACCGAGGGCCUGAAGAUGACCGUCACCCGCCGGACCCGGGCUUCGAUCAUCCCCGACUUGGGCGUCAGGAUAGCCCAAGUCAUCGGUGAUCCCGAAGUCAAGCCCUCCCUAGUCUUCGGGCCCACCCCGGCACAGACCGAGGUCUCUACUGCAAGCUCGUAG
Molecule: messenger RNA, 5142 nt
Organism: Spirodela intermedia
Lineage: Eukaryota; Viridiplantae; Streptophyta; Magnoliopsida; Alismatales; Araceae
Source: the annotation of a GenBank genome assembly